Messenger RNA from Scleropages formosus (Asian bonytongue), 1501 nucleotides. Its product is annotated as galactose-3-O-sulfotransferase 4. Gene Ontology annotation, cellular component: membrane. The record is from RefSeq and is a predicted model, not a curated record. Gene Ontology annotation, molecular function: galactosylceramide sulfotransferase activity. The transcript is spliced from 3 exons. The coding region runs from base 176 to 1501 and encodes 441 amino acids. Lineage: Eukaryota; Metazoa; Chordata; Actinopteri; Osteoglossiformes; Osteoglossidae. Gene Ontology annotation, biological process: glycolipid biosynthetic process.
CCCAAGAUCCUUUCUGAGCCAGAUUAGGCGGGUGAACCAAGGUCUGCUUGAGGAUCAGCUUGAGGACCUGCUCUCACCUUCAAAGAAAAAUAUCCAAUCACUGUUGUCAUGUUAGUGCUCAAGCACUUGCACACAUAACGGCGGAGGAAUCUCUCUGGACCUGUGACCACGGGAGAUGACUGUACGUCGGUGGUCUGGCCACCUGUGGAGACACCGUGGGACGUUUCUUCUUGUUACCUUGGUGACUACCCUGCUUCUCAUACUCUGGGCCUCUCAACUCCUGCAGCAUCCCAGGGGCAGACACAUUGCACCGGCUGUAGAGAGGAUACCUUACAGCAAACAUGUUCCUACCAUCAUAGCCCCCCCCACAGCCCACAGGGGAGGAGGGGGUCAAAUGCCAAAAUUACGGCCUCCCCGCAACCCCAGUGAGCAUCCUGCAAGGAGAAAGAGGAGGCAUCUUCCCCCAGUGGCUUUCCUCAAGAUGUCAAAAACUGGUGGUAGCACCGUGCAGAACAUCCUGUUCCGGCUGGGGGAGAGGGAGAGUGUCACCUUCGCCUUCCCAUACUACACCUACCAGUUCAGCUACCCACGGAGGUUCCGUGCUGAGUUUGUAGAUGACUUGCCAGCGGGUUCCACACAGUAUGACAUUCUGUGCAGCCACAUGCGUCUGGAUAUGGGACAGCUGAGGCAGGUGAUGCCCCUGAACACAGUCUACCUGUCUUUGUUGCGGGACCCUGUUCACACCUUUGAGUCCGUGUUUAGCUACUACAUGUCCACUGUGCCAGCCUUCACGCUAGCCCAAAGAGCUGCUGCAUCCCACAGCAAGUCAGCACUUCAUGUCUUCUUGGAGGCCCCAGAAUCCUUCUGGGAUCCUGCAGAGCCCUGGAAUGGCUUGGCACGAAACCCUAUGAGCUUUGACCUGGGCCUCAACAACUGGGGCUGGAAUUCUUCAUGGGCAGAGGAUCUGGCACGCCUAGAUCAGAAAUUUCAGCUGAUCAUGGUGGCUGAGCAUUUUGAUGAGUCACUGGUCCUCCUAAAGGACCUCUUGCAGCUGGAUCUGGAGGAGCUGGCCUAUGUGCGCCUAAACACCCGCAGCGCAAAGGACGUUGUCAACCUGAGUGAAGAGAUGAGGGCCCGAAUUCGCUCCUGGAACAGCCUGGAUGUGCUGCUUUAUGACUUCUUCCUUCGGGCAUUCUGGGAAAAGGCUGAGCGAUACGGCAUGAACAGGUUGCGGAGAGAGGUGGCAGGACUGAGGGCAGUGGUGGAAGGCUUCAGGCGCAGGUGUCUGUCCAGGGAAGGGGUUCUGCCAGUGGAGCUAGGGGACUUGAUCAGGCCUUGGCAGUCUGACUCCGCUACCAUCCUGGGGUAUGAAUUACGGGGGAACCUGACAGACCCAGAGCAGGAAACCUGCUUGAGGCUUGUGCUGCCUGAGUUACAGUACCACUCAUACCUGUACUUCCAGCAGUAUGGUCGUGACAUGAGGUCUGUUCCUGAAGAGUAG